Messenger RNA from Fragaria vesca subsp. vesca, 956 nucleotides. Its product is annotated as E3 ubiquitin-protein ligase RHA1B-like. The record is from RefSeq and is a predicted model, not a curated record. The transcript has a single exon. Gene Ontology annotation, biological process: protein ubiquitination. Lineage: Eukaryota; Viridiplantae; Streptophyta; Magnoliopsida; Rosales; Rosaceae. Bases 125 to 631 code for a protein of 168 amino acids. Gene Ontology annotation, molecular function: ubiquitin protein ligase activity.
UCUCUCUCUCUCUCUCUCUCUCUCUCUCUCUCUCUCUCUCUCUCUCUCUCUCUCUCUUCCAAAUCUAUCUCCACACAACACAAAGCAAUCUCCAUUAACUAAAGCUCAAGCUCAAGCUCCAGUCAUGGGGUUCCCAGCAGGCUACACAGAGCUUCUGCUCCCCAAGCUCUUCCUCAGCACACUUUCCCUUCUGGGAUUCAUCCGCAAGCUCAUCACCACUCUCUUCUCCGUACUGGGUCUCCAAGAUUUCAUCGAACCCGACAAUGCCUGGUCCGACCCUCCGCACCAGACCCGGAUCCCGGAAUUCCAGUCCGUCUCCGCCUUGCUCAUCCGCGAACUCCUCCCCGUCGUCAAGUUUUCCGACUUGGUCGACCCGCCCGAGUCCUGCGCCGUCUGUCUCUACGAGUUCGAGGCCGACGAUGACGUACGACGCCUCACCAACUGCCGUCACAUCUUCCACAAAGGCUGCGUCGACCGGUGGGUUGGCUACGAUCAGAAGACGUGCCCGCUUUGCCGGACGCCGUUCAUACCGGAGGAUAUGCAGGGGGCUUUCAACGAGAGGCUUUGGGAGGCUUCCGGCAUCCCUGAUUUUUACGGCGACUUUCCACAUGCUAUUGGUUAUGAUUUGUAGCACUAAUUAAGAUGUGAGGUUUUCCUUUUUUUACAUUUUUUUUCUUUUUUAGAAAAAAAAAAAAAAAACUUUUCUGCCUUUGAAGCUUAGAGAAAUCGAACUCUUGAUAUUCUCAUCGGAGAUAGCGUGAGCGGAAUCAAGUGCCGCUCAGCCUCCAAUCAGAAUGUGAGGAUACGAGUGAGGGAUUCAGAGAAGGCUAGGAGAUGAAGUUAUUUGUAAAUAGGGUUUAGGACAAAGAAAAAAAAGAACGAGAAUGUUAAUCGAAUCCAAGUGAGAUGGUGUAUAGUUUUGUUUGGGAAAUGAAAUUUUUGCUGUUUAUACACAA